Molecule: messenger RNA, 7572 nt
Organism: Diachasmimorpha longicaudata
Lineage: Eukaryota; Metazoa; Arthropoda; Insecta; Hymenoptera; Braconidae
Gene: Sox102F
Product: transcription factor SOX-13
Exons: 7
Coding region: 1261-3693 (810 amino acids)
Biological process (GO): regulation of transcription by RNA polymerase II; cell fate commitment
Cellular component (GO): nucleus
Molecular function (GO): DNA-binding transcription factor activity, RNA polymerase II-specific; RNA polymerase II cis-regulatory region sequence-specific DNA binding
Source: RefSeq, a predicted model, not a curated record
GCUGGGGACCCGCCGGCUGGGGCACGCACACGUGUGUGUGUUGCCGGGUCUUCAGUGUAAGAUCCGAACCAGUGGAGAACGCACGGGCUAUUGUUAUAUCAUUAUCAUUGUCACUCGUUGAUCGGUAUUCGUGAUUUUGAUAUUUUCCAUUUGCACUCGAUUUAUUUGUGAAAAUAAUUCUUGAAUAAGUGAUACUGUCUGUGAUUGUCAUUAUUAUUUUUUUUUUUUUCUGUCUCUUGUUGCCCCGAUGGAUAUGACCUUGGUUGACACGUGGUGAUGUAUUUAAUUGAUUGAUGGACAAAGACACCAAGACGACUGGAAUUACCAUCGUAAUGGCGAUGCUGUUGGGCAGGAGUUGGUGAUGGUUCGGGGGAUUCAUCGAAUUAGCAUCGAACACCUCAUUAAAUCGGUUAGACUUUGAGGGUUAAUUGUUCUGGAAAAUUGGGGCCACUCGGGGCUCGGUAUUGGGGGUGGUCAGUACGUGGUGGAUAAUAUAAUAAGGACGUGACGAGGGGUGAAUUGUGCGGGGAGAGGGCCUCUCAGUCAGGGACUCGGGGAAUCAUCAACGAUACAAUGAAAACGGUAUGAGCCACUCUCUAACUGAAUCGAUAGUCUAAGGUCGAGUGGACAGGCAUUGAGGGCUAGUGGAGAUACUUCAGAAGAUCGGAGUGACGGUGUGAUCAGGACCUGACUUGUGCUGCGAGUGAUAUAUUUUUCGUUUUGUGGUUCUGGUCGUUUAUCGAAUUGUUUUUCAUUUUUUAAAUAUCGCGUGUUUCUUUGUCCUACACAUGUGGUGGGGAAUGAACAAUGUACGUGUGAAUGAGAGUGCCGAUGAACCUGUGAUAACGACGAUUAUUGUGAUCCACCUGUUGAUGGUAAUGGCACACGUGAAUUGUCGACAUUCAGCCGAUUGUUGAUCAACGAAUGCUAAUUCAAGUGAUUUCAGUGUUUGUUUUUGUGAUUAUUCUAGGGUAAUUGGUGUUGGUAGAAGGUUUAUCAGGCCCUGGCGUAAGGGGUCAGUUGGAUUCCAUUGGUUGAUUGAUUUCACUGAUCUUUGAAUAGUGGUAAAUAAAAGGGGAUAUUGAAUUGUACGAUGAGAAGUGAUCAGUGCCUGGUACGGUUUACUUACAUGGGCGCUACUACGCAGAAUUGACGAGUGCCAAAGUGCUUCCCAAUGCGCACGGCUAUCGCUCGACGGUGGGUGGACACAGCCCUGCCGUGAAGACAAUUUCCUGGAAGGAGAUUAGAUCCCGACUAAGGAUGUCCUCUAAGAGGAAAUCGCCACCAACGAAGCUAUCGGAGGGCGGGGGCGGUGUGGGAACAGUGGCGGGUGCCGAGGAGGAGGAGGACACCACCACAUCGGUGGCUGGUGAUAUACUAUCAACAAUAGGAACAAUAAAUCCCGUUGACUACAGAAGAGACGAUACAACAGAUCGUCUACAAGACUGCGACUACACUCAUCAACGUGGUGAUUGUGAAUCAUCCGUAUGUUCAUCACCUGGUACAAGUGAUCACGAUUAUCAGGAUUCACCAUCAUCAUCACCAAAUUCACCACCCAAUAAACGACAGAGGCUUCCCUUCAACAACAAUCAAGAAACAAAUUCAUCCUAUCAGCACUCUCAAUACAAUCAUCAAAAUCCAGGUAGUAUUCUUGGUCAGGAGGCAGCUGGUUCAUCAGAGUGUGGUUCACCACCAGUUCUACACAACGAUCCGUACUAUACACAUCAUCAUUCAUUGCAUAAUAACAACAAUACUGUUACGCAUAAUAAUAAUACGAGUAAUAACGGUGGAUCAGCUACAGCAGCAGCUAGCAAAAGAUCUAUGGACGACGUUCUCAAGAGGCUCACCUGCAAGGUUAACAGUGGUGCACUGUCCCUGCAGGACGACAGACGAACACCACCACUGUCAUCAACACCCAAUCACAAUACCCAUAGCAGCAUCAACAGUGUAUCCAACAGCUUAACAGCAUCACCAACGGCAACUGGAAGAUCACCGAACACGGAUACCAACCAGGACGGUGUUGCGGCCCUUCACCGGGUCCUAUGCGCCGACAGCUUUGCCGAGAAAGAACGAAGGCUAUCGGAGAUGAUUAUGCAAUUGCAGUAUAUCAGGGAGCAGUUGCUACAGCAACAGGACCCGAUAAAGACGUAUCCGAGUCACAUGCCUGUGGACUCGCAGAAGCAAAUGGAGAUGCAACGGUUACAGAGUGAACACUUGAAGAGACAGCAGGAGCACAUGAUGCAGCAACAUAAUAAUAUACAAGAGCUACAGGCGCAGAUAACAAAGGGACAGUUGAGUAUGCCGAGCGCCCAAUCACUCAUGUUUCUACCAUUUCUCGAGCAACUACGUGGUUUACCAGUAGCAUCAACUAUGCCACCACCAACGUCAACAACUACCGGAAAUAAGCAUAUCAAUUCCAUAGCUAAUAUGAUAAGUAGCCACCGAGAAUCUCAAAGUUGGGCGACAGCCCACCUAGCGCAGCUGACGCCGCACCUGGAUAAAGAGACCUCCCCAACACCCGUAUCAUCAGCCGUGGCGCCAGCAGCACCACCCCUACAAGAUCCCGAUGCUCCCCUAAACCUAACAAAACCCAAGUCCUCAUCAUCAGGCGCAACUGCCUCAUCCUCAUCCCCAGGAAGUGAUUCUCACUCGACGGGAGCUGGUAGCAGUGGCCAACAAGAGCAACCCCUAGCAGCUACAGCCCCAAAACCAUUUCCCCCAGGUCUACCUAUUCCCAGAAAUUAUCUUCCUUCACUUGCCUACGGGGGACUUCCCCCUCACUUAAGCACAUUAUCAUCGCCAAUGGGUAAAGUAAUGGUGAAGGAAGAAACAAGUGCUGGUGGUUCAGCAGCAGUUGAAAAACACUAUGCAAUGCAUGGUAUGUAUGGUUUACCACCAAGUACCAAUGCAAUACCAUCAUCACCACAAUCCCAACGGCCGAUUAAACACUCGAGUAGUCGAGAUGAGCCUACACAAGAUGAACAGGACUUCCUGUCGUCCCCUCAUCUCUGGAGAGAUCAGUCUUAUAAAGUACUGGAGGAUAACACCGAGAAAGCGAAAAUGGUGAGACAGCAGAAGAGGGAGAACGAGAAUAAACCACAUAUCAAGAGGCCCAUGAAUGCUUUCAUGGUAUGGGCGAAGGAUGAACGAAGGAAAAUUCUAAAAGCCUGUCCUGAUAUGCAUAAUUCCAACAUAUCAAAAAUUCUUGGAGCGCGAUGGAAAGCAAUGUCAAAUUCUGAGAAGCAACCGUACUACGAGGAGCAAUCACGUCUAUCAAAAUUACACAUGGAAAAACAUCCUGACUACAGGUAUCGUCCGCGUCCCAAACGCACCUGCAUAGUCGAUGGUAAAAAAAUGAGAAUUUCCGAAUAUAAAUCACUGAUGCGACAGAGGCGACAAGAGAUGCGACAACUUUGGUGCAGAGACGGUGGUCCAGAAAUGGGUUUUCUAUCACCAGUUGGUGGUGAUAUGGGAUCACAGCAUCAUCCAGCUGGGCCAGGGCCAUCAGCAAGGCCAUCAGUAUCACCACCAGCAUCACUUUUAAAUGGUACAGCUGGACCAAGUCAGGAUCAUUCCUCAUUUUACUAUCCCCAAGACAGUCUAUCACCCUCGGAUAUGAUGAAUUUUUCACCUGAUAAUUCAGGAUCAAUUGGUGGUUAUGACGCCAGUCCCAGGCAUCACGACGAGGAUUGAACCGCAGCUCCGGGUCAGCCUGUUUGUCGACCCGGAGCACCAAGAACUUAUCACGCCCGUGAACUCUUCUGGUAGAAAUUAAUAAUCAUGAGAUAAUCGUUAUGCUUCAUUGAUUACGAAUUCAUCGUGAUUAAAUGCUGGUACCAAAUUUGGGGGACACAAUGUUUCUCGAGAUUAUGAUGUAUCCAGGUGCCAUCAGGCAAUUAUUUUCAAUUAAUCACGAGGUGAAGAAAAUCAAAGUGCCAAAUUCUUAAACGGCCAUGAAUAAUGCUCGAGAGCAUGACGACAAUGUUUUGUAUAAAAGAAACUGAAUAAUGAUUAGAGAAAUUAAUGAAUGAACCGAUGACGUUACGAUAAGUAAGAGAAUAUUUUAACUCAUCAAUUAUCAUCUCAAAAGUCUCGUUCCCUACACUGUUAGAAGAAUAAUUGAUAUUUCACUGUAAUUGGAAUUUUUUUAACUCCAAAUGAACAAGAAUUUACCAAAUUCUUGUUCAUAACUAAAUUCAUAGAAAUUUGUAUUAAUUCCCUGGAAUUUAAUUUGACAGUGGAUUACCGAUAAAUCCAAAAAUAAAGAAUAAAAUUGACCCUUUUGAUUGAUUUUUAAUUAAAAAUCUCGUUUUACCACUUCACUAUAGAAUUGUCAAUGCUAAAUUUCGCGAAAUUUCAGUGGAAUUCCGACAAAACUUUUCCCAAAUUAAACCGGAAAUUUCACCACCAAAUUUCUAACAGUGUACCUCACAAAAGAAACAACUGGCCAUUGAAUCCCCCCCGAAGCCUCAAUUAUCUCCCCCCCAAAAAUGCACAAACGCAUGCAGCCAACUCCAUGCCAACGCCUAGUACUUAUAGUAUUUUUAUCAUUUAUUUAUUGAAUCUCAUAUCAUUAUCGAUUGGACUAGAUAUCGCGAAGAGUACAAUAGGAAUGAUUGCGAAAAAAAAACAAGAUCUUUUAUUUAUUCAAAAGAAGAAAAAAAAUCAUAAAAAUCUUGUUAUCUAGGUUCUCUUCUCUACUAUUACCUCAAACCGAGGACCGGUGAGUUUGGGGGAGCUUGAUGUGAUAAUUACUUAUGUGCCAAAUAGCGUUUUCGGUGACACGGAGAGGGUAAUUAAUUCAUUUUUCCUUAAUAAUAAUUGAAAAAGGCCGAUAUCUCCAUAGUUCCGAGGCGCCAUUGGCCUCGACGCAACUCAAAGAAAAAAAAAAAACAACCGCAAAAGAAAAAAAAAAUAUUAAACUAGAAAAACACUAGAAUUCACCGCUCGAUAUAAUCGAUCCUAUAUCACCUAAUUUUUCAUUAUCCCCCUUUUUAUGUUUUUUUUCCUCCCAUUUAUUUAUAGUCAGUGCAAUUUAUAAACAAAUGUACCUAAUAUAAUUUUAUAAAGAGAGCCAGUAUCCUCGAAUAUUGAUAUAUCCGAGUGGCACGCGAACCAGUAGAUAUAUUGAGGGUGAAUGCACGCGAGGAUAGAAAAACAAAAGAAUAUUAAUUAGCUUAAUGUUAACGAUUAUUAUUUAUUUUAUGUAUAUAAAUGGAGUUAAUUUUUAAGUUCGGUUGAAUCUAGUUCACCCUGUGCCCUCUAUCUCUCGUCUCCCCGCCCAUCCAUCCCUCACCCCCUUCCCACCCCCUCAUCCCCAAGAAUUAUUAUUGUACAGUGUAAUUAUAUUACUUGUGAUGCAUGCACGUAGAGUUUAAUUACUCUACGUGUUAAUUACUCGAUCACCUUGUAUAUGACGGGGGAUGGGAGAGUAGAAUGAGAUCGUGGGGUGAAAUGGAACAGUCCUGUGAUUUUAGGAUUUUUUUUUUUGAUGAAAUUGGGUCAAUUAUGAGGGGCAAGUUGAAUCUAGAUUUUUUCACGUGAAUCAAACGGUUAAAAUUGAAUUAUUCACAUCAUAAAUAGGGCCAAUUAAUUCAUCAUUCGGCAUUACGAAUAAAAAUCAAUUUUUAUCUGCUGAAGAAAGGGUUAAAAAUGACUAGCAAAACUAUGUGAGUCAAAUUGACCUCAUAUUUCAUCCCAACUUCAUCAAAAUCAGCAAUUACAAAAUUCCAUCUCAAUUAAGUUUCAUUUCCCCCACAUCUCAUUCCCCUCUCUCGCCCUCGUCGAUGUUGAAGAGAAAUUGAAACAAAUGGUAUAGUUUUUAUUACGAAAAAAAAAGAAAAGAAAAAAUAUUUCGUAUUCAUUUACAAUUUCCCUUUUAUGUCUAGUUAUCUUCGUUUUUUUUUCGAAAAAAAAAAUUGGAGUUAUGGAUUUAUUAAUUUGUCUCUAAUGAUUUAAUAUUGUUAAUAAUUUAAGGGCUAAGCUUUACAUUUUUAAUUGUACCUAUAUAAAUUUAUACAGGAUUGUAUAUGCCAGUGAUGACUAUGCAACGACGAGUGAAAACAAUCAAGAGAAGAAAUAUAAAAAAGAAAAUUAACAAAAAAACGUAUGAAUAAAUUAGAAUGUCCACUCGACGAAAAAAUACUCAUUAAAUAGGGGGGGAAGGGGGGGAGCGGGUUGGGGGAAUUGGCCCAAAGGUCUAGCGACAAUUCCAUUCAAUCAUAAUCAGUUUUUUUAAUUGCCAGUGAAUAUUCAUUCGUUGAAUGAUAGUUUCCAAAGGUUGAUCGGAAUAAAAUACGAAUCUUGCAUUUUUUUUCUAUUAUUCAUUGAUGUGCCAUAAUAUCCCAUUAACGUUCGCCUUUUUACUCCAAUUUUUUUUCUCCAUUUGAGGUGCACAUGUCAACGAGAAUUCUCCCGAGUUCUCCCUUUCUAUAUUUCAUCAAAUCACUUUGAAUAAACCAAACUCCAAUUGUAACAACCAGCACAGGCUUCAUUAAAAUUACCGAACAAAUUUAAAAAAUAUAAAGAACAACAAAUUAUGCGGCAAAAUCAGUGCAAGACGCAAUCUGUAAUAAAUAGCGAAAAAAACUGUAAAUCAAAUAUAUUAUAUUAACUAACUAUCGUAAUAUAAAAUGUAAGAGGAAAAAAAAUACAAGUGAAACUAACAUUAAAAUGAGAAAAAAAAAUUCAAUAUUCCAAGCAUUCACUUCAUACAUGUACGUUGUUGUUACAUAUAUAUAUAUAUACACAUAUAUAUAUAUAUAUAUAUAUAUAAAGGGUAAUGCUUUUCUGACAUUCAGAUUUAGUUGUAGAAAUGAGAGAAGAACGUUACGAUUAGAAUUCUUUAUGUAAGCAAGUGUAAAUAGUCAUGCAAUACUGGGUCAGUGGAGUGCAUGUUUGUGUGUGUGCAAGAGAUAUGAAAAUUGAAUGCAAGUGCUGAUGCCAUUAACAUUCUCACGGCCACCUUAACAGCAAGAAAAAUUGUAACAAUAAAACUGAUUCGAAAGAAUAAAAGUUAUUCAUAAAUAACACAAAAAAAAUUGUUAAUGAAAAUUGUAGUGACUCGUAGAUGGUAAUUUUUUCGAUAAUUGGAAAAAUAGUGUUAAGGUGAGCCGUAAAAAAAUAGUUUAUUAGAUAGCAAAAAGAACAAGUGAAAAAGUCACGGCUGGAAAAAUCAUCCUGUUAUUUUGUUUUCCCCCUCAACGAGACAAUUUUCGGCGGUUUACUAAAAAAAAAUAUGAUGAAUAUUUUAUUGUACAAUUCGGCUGUGACCAACUGCGAUUCAAUCAUAUGCUUUCACGAUAUUUAUCGGCACGAUGAAUAAAAUUCACUCGUAAAUUUCUGGCAGUGACUUUUUCUAUGACUAGCGACGUGAAAAAAAAAAUAAAUAAAAGGAAACAAAAAUUAAUUAAACACGCCCUGUACUGCAUAGAGAGAAACAGCGCCAUUAUAAACAUGAAUGUAUCAUUAUAUUUAUUAUUAAUUUAAAAUUUAGGUAUCUCUUUGUUGUUUGUAUUUUACAACCGUAAUCAAUUAUUAUGAAAUAUAAAUAAAUAUCUCUAUAAAUAAUAA